AUGUAUGUUGCCGUGUCUCUUUUCACGUCCAUAGAAGCCCAGUUCGCCAUGAAGAGUGUCGCACAGUGGUGCACUGGUCGCAACACUGGAGCCUCACAUUGGAUGACAGGUUGGCAGCUUGCCAAGUCCACCUUCACCAAUCCCCAGACUUCAACAUCAUCAUUUAUCGCUUCAUCAUCUCGGAUAUCCACUGACCACUCCAAGACUUCUUCUUGGAGUUCCACUGACCACUCCAAGACUCCUUCUCGGAUAUCCACUGACCACUCCAAGACUCCUUCGUCCACCACUUUACCACUGCCCAUCCCCCUCAUCUUGAAAUCUAUCGACAUUUCGAAUGAGGACGUCAAGAUGUUCGUUUCAUCGGAAACCCACCUCUAUCAGGUCAGGCUGCUUCAGCAAGCUCGUAGUAGACCCGAGGUAAUAGGGAAAAUAGUGACCCUCUCCGCUACAACAGUAGAGAACUUUAUCGCCCCACCUGCUACAAAGUUUGAACCUUGUCCUGAUGACGAAGUACGGAAACACAUCACCAAACUGCUUGCCAUCGAGGCAAAUAAUCUCACCCUACAGAUGCCCUACACAUUAAAGAGGUCCCUCCCAAUCCUUACAACCUCCAUGGCAAUAAAGAUGUGUGCCAGUCCACUGCAACCUUUUCAUCCACCUACACAUCCAUCGAAGACUCCAUCCAUCACCCCAAUUCCACAACCUGUUUCACCUGUCUCAGAUUGUAGUCCAUCGUCAGCAGCAUUCGUACAUGAUCUGAAGACACCGUCACCUUGUUCCCUUGGGUCUCCUUCACCAAUCGACUUCGAGAAUACUACCCCUUCAACCAAUGUCCCUGCAACAUCCAGCACCCACACUUCAACAACAGCUCAUCAAGUUUUUUCAUUACAGUUUGUGUCAACGUCUACAGCAGCAGUAACUACCUCAACACCUGCGGUGACACCAGUUUUCUGUAAAACUGCUGUCGUGACCACUUCUAUUGUCCAUCAAGCAUCUCCGUUGUUUUAUGAACCACCUCAAGACUGCAGUUCUUCAUUGCUCUAUGUCCCAACGUCGUGUGCAACACCAAAUUACGAACCUAUAACAACUAUGACAUCCUUCAGGCCCGUACGACCAAAGUCUGCAUCGCACCACCAACUGUUCAUGCAUCUUCUUCCGCCCCCGUCUACAUCCCCACUCCUAAAAACAAUGACCUACAACAACUGGCUCGAAACCUUUUGUCUACCGGAAAUAUGCCAGUCCUCCCUCCAGCACCCAGAGAAUGGAGUCUAG
Molecule: messenger RNA, 1272 nt
Organism: Dreissena polymorpha
Lineage: Eukaryota; Metazoa; Mollusca; Bivalvia; Myida; Dreissenidae
Product: mucin-5AC-like
Exons: 1
Coding region: 1-1272 (423 amino acids)
Source: RefSeq, a predicted model, not a curated record